Molecule: messenger RNA, 1185 nt
Organism: Malassezia sympodialis ATCC 42132
Lineage: Eukaryota; Fungi; Basidiomycota; Malasseziomycetes; Malasseziales; Malasseziaceae
Biological process (GO): iron ion transmembrane transport
Cellular component (GO): high-affinity iron permease complex; plasma membrane
Molecular function (GO): ferrous iron transmembrane transporter activity
Source: RefSeq, a predicted model, not a curated record
AUGUCGGGGCCCUCCGGCAAUCGUGUGUUUGCGCCGACGAUCUUCUUUAUCGCCUUCCGUGAGGCGCUAGAGGCCGCGCUCGUCAUCGGCAUUCUUACAGGUAUGAUCGAGCGCGUGAUCGGCAAGAACCGGCAUACGAUCGAUGACGGCAAUCGCCGCCUCAUUCGCAAGCUGCGCUGGUUCGUCAUUGCAGGCGCGCUCCUGGGACUCCUGAUUGCCUUUAUCAUAGGCGCCGUCUUCCUCGCCAUCUUUUACACCCAGGCAACGGACUUGUAUGCGCGCUCCGAGGAGCUCUGGGAGGGCAUCUUUAAUCUGAUUGCCGUUGUGCUCAUCACGCCCAUGGCGCUCGUCUUGCUGCAGGCAGACAAGUCGCGCGAAAAGUGGCGUAAGAAGCUGGCCAAGGCUUUGAAUGGCCUGACCGAGGCGCGCCAUGAGGCCGUGGAGAGCAUCCGCUCACCGCCUGCGGAGGUAUUGAGCACAGAUGAGACGCUCUCGCCCCUGGAAAAGACCGAGAGCGAUGGAACGCAGGUACCCGAGCUCGUAGCGCCGGCCAAGCGCUCCUGGGCGGAGUCCGCGCGAUUGUGGGUGCGCAUUCUCCGCAAGCCCUUUGAGGGCGAUGCCAAGGGACCCACGGCCAUGUUUGUCAUUCCGCUCAUCACGACGCUGCGUGAGGGUCUCGAGGGCAUGAUAUUUGUCGGCGGCGUAUCGCUGGGCCUUCCCGCGUCAUCCAUACCCCUCCCUGCGAUCGUGGGCGUGCUAGCCGGCCUGCUCGUGGGCUUCAUCAUAUUCCGCUCGCGCUCCAUCUCCAGCGUCAAGCCGUUCCUGGUCUUCUCGACGUGUGCACUGCUGCUCAUCGACGCCGGCAUGUUCUCCCGUUCCGUGUACUACUUCCAGUUCUACCGCUACGUGCAAAAAGUCGGAGACGCGGCCGCCGAGUCAGGGAGCGGCGCAGGCAGCUACGAUGCACGCAACUAUAUCUGGCACCUCGACUGCUGCAACCCCGAGGACAAGACAAACAACGGCGGGAGCGGCUGGUCCAUCCUCAACUCCCUCGUGGGAUGGAACAAUACAGCGACGCUCGGCACCAUUCUGGCGUACAUCCUCUUCUGGGUGGCCAUCGCGCUCUAUAUAGGUGCUUUGCUCAUCUAUGAGCGGCGCAAGCGCAUCGCGCAGAAGCGAGGCUAG